CCCUGUCUGCCUGAGAUCGCCUCGGACAUCGCUCGUGAAGCGCAUCUGUUUAGCUGAGGAGCGCUGCUGGGCAGGGACUUUCUCUGGAGAGUGCUGACAAUGGUUUAGAUGCCAUUGGGCUACGGGUAGGAGGUAAAAAGUCCUCCUUAUAUGGCUCUGUUCUUGCUGCACUUCGAAGGGUGUGAAUUCUUAUCUGGGGAAAUCUCUGCUCAUGAACUAAGUGAAAGCACACAUCUAGUGUGAACUACAUUUCUCAGACCUCUCGAUAGCAAAAGAUGCUGACGUGACACAGACUAAAGUAGGUGAUAAAUGAUCACUGGGCUAAAGAUUGCUGCGAGAGUGCGAAGAUAACAAUCUGUGACACUGCAAACACCAAAGCAGCGUUGUGAUGCGUUGUACAAGAGGUGGUAACUUGGUGUUGUGGGGUGACGUUUAGGAGAAAGUAGGUUGAAUAUUUGCAGUGAGAACCAGCAAACUGUGGGAGUAGUCACCCCAGGGAAGGCUGGAAAGUGAAAGACUGAGCUUUCCACGAGAACAUCUUGCUGAGGACAACCCUGUCAUGACCUCCGGGGACUUACUCGAGGACACCUUGCAGCUCUCUGCCCCUGGUUACACGACUGUGGCAAGGACGCUUGUACCGUUUUCUUCAUUCUGUCAGAGGACGAUCUGGGCACGGGGAACUGGCGGAGGUUGCGGACGGGGGCUGAGGAGAGAUAGAAGAUUUAAAGAUAAUGUUUCUCUCGCUGUUCUCUUAAAGUUUAAUAAUUUAGAGGAACCUGGGACUUUCAGAUUCACUUCUGCGAUGUGACAACUGCAACUCGCAACAGCCUCGAUAGGAGCUGCGCCCGUGUUAAAUGGGGUCAGACACCGCUCGCACGAAGAACCAGAUUACGCUGGAAGACUCCCCGACUUGUAAACGGGAUGCAUCCCAUGCAGGAAUGUAGUCCUUUGCAGUUGAGUCCUUUAACUCAGACCUUAAGUAUCCCUAUGUAACUUGUAUAAUUUAAAAUUUUUGGACUUAAUGAAAGUAACAUCAGCUUCUCUGUAAUCCCGAGGCCUGGAAAGGUGUUUCCAAAUUCUUUAAAAGUGCUCUGCUAGAAACAGUUAUUUCAAAAACAAGCCAUUUCCUUGCAGUGCACGUGACCUUGAUGUCGGGUCGUUAGAAACUGAUGUUGCUGGAAGCGAACUCAUCGGUUUCUGCUACCAAGCUGAGCAACAUGCAGAUCAGCCACAGAAAAUAUCUACCCAUUGCUUCCAAGCCCUUGCCUUUGCCUUCAGGUGGUGUCACAAGCACAGGUUGCAAUAACUUCUCUCUGUAACCCAACCAUGUUGGGUUAUUUUUCUAUUGACUGUGUUUUGGAGUUGUCAUGUAGCCACGUGCAGAAAGUAUCUGUCAGUCACAUCAACUGUUUGUCUUGCUGGGGGAAGGUGUUUUUGGCAGUGAAGUAUUUUGGAUUGCUCUCACAAAGGCCAAAUUAUCUUUACUCGGGCAAAUUCCCAAGUCGUUCCAUUGGUCGGUGUUGGGACCGAGCAGAAACCGAGCAAGGGCUUUGAGAUCUGGAUCCCCCGAGAGAGAGCGAGACGUACCUACGUGGCCCUGAAAGCUCAGGUUUGUUCUGGCCGAGCACAGGGAAAGGGAAGAGAGCAUUUUUUGGGGCUGCCAGGAUUUAUCUCUGGGAAGAGGCGCUGUCUGCAUAGCUGGUUUGGGGAUGAUUGCUCAGCUGUGACUGCAGCACUUGCUUGUAAGGACUGAGCUGCUGCUGCUGCUGCUGCCGCUGCCUGAGAGCAGCUGAGAGGAGGGUGGAGAUUGGCAGCUCUACCGGAGCUGCUGUGUCAGGUUUCAGUGCAGAGCACGUGUGGAUCAUUCAGGCUGAGUUUACCGCUGCUUGCAGCUGUCACCAACGGGCCAAGCAGGGAGGAUGGGGCAGGUCGCCUGGAAGAGUUUGUUCGUGUCGCUUUUUGAUUAUAAAACGGAGAAGUAUGUCAUUGCAAAGAACAAGAAGGUGGGGAUCCUCUACCGUGUGGUGCAGCUCUCCAUCCUGGCUUACCUUGUGGGGUGGGUGUUUGUCAUCAAAAAAGGCUACCAGGACGUGGACACCUCCAUCCAGAGCUCUGUCAUCACCAAGCUCAAAGGGGUGGCCUUCACCAACACCUCGGACCUGGGGGAGAGGCUGUGGGACGCGUCCGAUUAUGUCAUCCCCCCACAGGGGGAAAGCAUCUUCUUUGUGAUGACGAACCUGAUCGUGACCCUAAACCAGACGCAGAACAUGUGCCCCGAGAGCCCUGCCAUUCCCGACGCGCUGUGCAGCAAGAACAAGGACUGCCCUCAGGGGGAACCCGUGAAAGCUGGCAACGGGGUGAAGACCGGCCGCUGCAUGAAAACCGGGAGCAACGUCAACGGGACAUGUGAGAUACUAGCGUGGUGUCCAGUGGAGAGAAAAUCUAGCGCCAAGAAGGUGCUUUUAGCGAAUGCGGAAAACUUCACCGUGUACAUCAAGAACUCAAUCCGCUUCCCAAAGUUCAAAUUCUCCAAGACGAACGUGCUGAAAACUAACGACGACUUCUACCUGAAAUCCUGCCACUACAGCCCCAAGAACCUGUACUGCCCCAUCUUCCGCCUGGGCAACCUUGUGAGCUGGGCCGGGAGCAACUUUCAGGAGAUGGCACUUGAGGGUGGUGCCAUCGGGAUUAUGAUUGAAUGGGACUGCAACCUUGAUAAAGGGCCGUCUGAGUGCAACCCUCACUACUCUUUUACCCGGCUGGAUAACGAGUCUGGAGAAAAAUCCAUCUCCUCUGGGUACAACUUCAGGUUUGCGAAAUACUACAAGAACACUGACGGGGUCGAGUUCCGGACGCUGAUCAAAGCCUACGGCAUCCGCUUUGACGUGAUGGUGAACGGCAAGGCGGGAAAAUUUAACAUCAUUCCAACGAUAAUCAACGUGGGUUCAGGGCUCGCGCUUAUGGGCGCAGGAGCUUUCUUCUGCGACCUGGUGCUGCUGUACCUCAUCAAGAAGAGCCACUUUUAUCGAGGCAAAAAGUACGAGGAAGUGAAGUCCUGUUCAAGGAAUACGGUUCCGGGUGCUACCGCGAGCGGAAAUCAGAACGCCGAAUCCCUGGCUGGGCUGAGGCAACUACAGGCAGUGGAGACUUAACUACCAGCCUGGUGGUUAGAAAACAUUCCAUACAGAUUGUGGGGUUCAAGGCAAUGCUCAGACUGUGAGCUGGACACAGCCUGCGCCAGGUCUUUGUAUCAUCUGGCUGCCCAGAGAAGAGGUCAGUGAUGGCUGUUCGCUACCAGACAGCAGUCUGCUUGCAUCUCCUACCCCAAACCAUUCUGCUCUCUCCCGAGCCAGUGACGGCAGUCAUUGCUACAGGACUUUUAUUUUACAAAGCAACACGAGGAAGCCAAACCACGGUUUUAUACAUGCCGACAUCAAAACCAGCAUCGUGACGUGGCAGUGCUCAGCUUCUGCUGCAAGAUCAGCAUCAUGAAACACGCUUAGCAUUCCCAGGAGGGGUGGGGCUGGAGAAGCUGGUGCUUCCCACUCCGUUCCACUGCCUUAGCUUCCAGAUCCUGCCAGAGGUGCAAAUCGAUCGGUCUGCUCGCCCCGGGACGAGGGAGCGCUGGUCUUUCAUGCAACCAAGGAACGGGGCCGGGGUGGGGGCUCCUUCCCUUUCAGAGCCCCUGCUGCUGAGGCACGCUACCCGCACGGGGCGAUAAACUUAUCGCUUUUGAAUAUAAACUGAUAGGCAGAAGUGGUGCUCUCAGGGAAAGCCCUCCCUCGAGGCAGACUGUUUCCUCCCCUCUCCAGUGAAAUGUGUUAUCAACCCUCCAUGAUACGAUAGCCUGGGCAUUGCCUUCAGGAGCACACGAGUGUUUGCGGUAACCAUGCGCAGUGUUGAUACCCAUGAGAUUUUCCCACUGGUAACGGGGCCGGGUGGUUUCCCACUUGGGGGUGUGAGAAAACCUAGGGUGUCUGCCAGGCUGGCACGGCCAGUCGCCACAUUCAGGAAUGUUUUGAAUCAAGCCUGUUGCUUUCCAAGGAAGCUGGGAAAUGCCUUGGAGAUGCAUGCAGUAACCCUUGGCUGUUUUUCUUUGGGGAAAACAGCUGCUAGGAGUUGAAGUGGGAGAGGAAGGGAAAUCUAUCAUACCAUGGCAAUGGUCAGGGUUAGCACACUCAGGAAACUUAGUACCAGGCCCCCUCCUGCCUCCGCUCGCUUCAGCAGUGCUGCUCCAUUUCCCUCUCAUCUUGCCCUGCAGGUUUGUGAACAGUUAAGCAGCGUGCAGCACCUACCGAUUCCAGUCCCAGAGGAGGGCUUGCUGCUGCUGCCAAACAUGCCCCAUGCCGCUGGACCGGCAACGGGCGCAUCUGCUCUCCCUUCUGACCCGCAGAUAAAGUUAAUGACUGGGCCUAAACCAGAAGCCACCGUUUAAUUUAGAAGCUGUGUGCACUCCUGCUGCUGCUGGUGCACACAAAGCCUCAUUCAUCUUUACAAGUCUCUUCUCUAGGCAAAGGAUGCUGUGUCCAUAAAGCCAUCCUAACAGGCCUGACUUAGUGUAGUCUCUUAGAAGUAUUUUCCUGUCACUGUAGUAUGACUCUUAGCUAGCUAGUAGUCUGCUGGAUGAGUAGUAUUUCCAUUUAAUUCUGCUUACGUAGUUUUAGAAGCUGAAACAAGUGGCAUAAAGGAGUGCUAUCGAACAGUGAACCAAAGUGCAGUUCAUGAAGACCAAACGGCUCGUCACCAAAAUUAGGCCGGGCUCGUUCUGUACUGAAACAAAUGUUUCAACAUGCCAGAACAAUACCUUCUUGUUCAAGGACCCAACCCGCUUCCGGAGUCGAAGUCUCUCAAUCUCCUCACAAUACUCACUGCAUUGUACUAACCCACGCCCUCUCUUUUCCCUUUUGCAAACUCUAGACACUCUUUAACCGCACGAUUCUCAGGAGUUUUUUCUUUUUACCGUGUUUAAUAUCUUUGUUGAUGUUUAUAUGCAGAAACGGGAUUUGUGUCUAUUUUCAGACAACGCUCUUGGACUCUUCUGUAACUUGUGUUAUUGCAGAUAAUACCGACUGACCAUGUAUGAUGCUAGUUCUUCCCUUCAGUAAUGCAUUGCCUUGGCAUUUGUUUUUCAAAA
Alligator mississippiensis (American alligator) is the source of this 5134-nucleotide messenger RNA. RefSeq names its product purinergic receptor P2X 5 (gene P2RX5). The transcript is spliced from 12 exons. The record is from RefSeq and is a predicted model, not a curated record. Gene Ontology annotation, cellular component: plasma membrane; nuclear inner membrane. Bases 1920 to 3152 code for a protein of 410 amino acids. Gene Ontology annotation, biological process: response to ATP; monoatomic cation transmembrane transport. Gene Ontology annotation, molecular function: ATP binding; extracellularly ATP-gated monoatomic cation channel activity; purinergic nucleotide receptor activity. NCBI's taxonomy places the organism in Eukaryota, Metazoa, Chordata, Crocodylia, Alligatoridae.